Messenger RNA from Microcebus murinus (gray mouse lemur), 4118 nucleotides. Lineage: Eukaryota; Metazoa; Chordata; Mammalia; Primates; Cheirogaleidae. The record is from RefSeq and is a predicted model, not a curated record.
CUGCUCGGCUGACAGGCUGGGAAGCCCCGCUCGCCAGGGACCAGAAGGCAGAAGGUGGGGACGUCCUGAGGGCCUGGGGGCAGGCGGACCGCACUCGUGGUCUGGGGCUCACCUGUCUUCUCCCUGCACCGCCGCGGCAGGAGCACCAUGCCUGGGCCCCCCAGCUUCCAGCCCAACCCUGGCUGCACCCACAUCGGGGUUCCUUGGCCGCAGCGAGUAGCAGCCUGGGCUCCCCUGCGAAAGGCGGCGGCCGUCCUCUGGCUGCUGCUCCUUGGCACCUCCCUGUCCCCCACGCGGGGCCAGCCCAGGAUUCCUCUGGAAAUAGUGAAGCUGUGGGCAGAUACCUUCGGCGGGGACCUACAUGACACUGUGACCAAAUACUCGGGCUCCCUCUUGCUGCAGAAGAAAUACAAAGACGUGGAGCCCAGUCUGAAGAUCAAGGAGGUGGAUGGCUUGGAGCUGGUGAGGAAGUUCUCGGAGGACAUGGAGAGCAUGCUGCGGAGGAAAGUUGAGGCCGUUCAGAGCCUGGUGGCGGCCGCUGAGGAGGCAGACCUGAACCACGAGUACAACGCGUCCCUGGUGUUUGACUACUACAAUUCCGUCCUCAUCAACGAGCGGGACGAGAAGGGCCACUCCGUGGAGCUGGGCGCCGAGCUCGUGCUGGAGGCCAACGCACACUUCAGCAACCUGCGGGUGAACACGUCCAUCAGCAGCGUGCAGCUGCCCACCAACGUGUACAGCAAGGACCCAGAUAUUUUGAAUGGAGUCUACAUGUCUGAAGCUUUGAACCCUGUUUUUGUGGAGAACUUCCAGAGAGACCCAACACUCACCUGGCAAUAUUUCGGCAGCUCCACUGGAUUCUUCAGGAUCUAUCCAGGUAUAAAAUGGACACCUGAUGAGAAUGGAGUCAUUACCUUCGACUGCCGAAACCGCGGCUGGUACAUCCAAGCUGCUACUUCUCCCAAGGACAUAGUGAUUUUGGUGGAUGUGAGUGGCAGUAUGAAGGGGUUGAGGAUGACCAUUGCCAAGCACACAGUCUCCACCAUCCUGGACACCCUAGGAGAGAAUGACUUUGUUAAUAUCAUCGCGUACAAUGACUACGUCCAUUACAUCGAGCCUUGUUUCAAAGGGACCCUCGUCCAGGCGGAUCGAGACAACCGAGAGCAUUUCAAGCAGCUGGUGGAUGAGCUGAUGGUCAAAGGAGUGGGGGUUGUGAACCCAGCCCUGAGCGAAGCCUUCCAGAUCCUGCAGCAGCUCCAAGAGGCCAGGCAAGGCAGUCUCUGCAACCAGGCCAUCAUGCUGAUCUCCGACGGGGCUGUGGAGGACUACGAGUCAGUGUUCGAGAAGUACAACUGGCCAGAUCGCAAGGUCCGAGUGUUCACGUACCUCAUUGGGAGAGAAGUGACGUUUGCCGACCGCAUGAAGUGGAUCGCAUGCAACAACAAAGGCUACUACACACAGAUCUCCACACUGGCAGACGCCCAGGAGAAUGUGAUGGAGUACCUGCACGUGCUCAGCCGGCCCAUGGUCAUCAACCAUGACCAUGACAUCACCUGGACAGAGGCCUACAUGGACAGUAAGCUCUUCACCUCACAGGCCAAGAGCCUGAUGCUCCUCACCACCGUGGCCAUGCCGGUCUUCAGCAAAAAGAACGAAACCCGAUCCCAUGGCAUUCUCCUGGGCGUGGUGGGCUCCGAUGUGGCCCUGAGAGAGCUGAUGAAGCUGGCGCCUCAGUACAAGCUCGGAGCGCACGGCUAUGCCUUUCUGAACACCAACAACGGCUACAUCCUCUCACACCCUGAGCUCCGGCCCCUGUACAGAGAGGGGAAGAAACUGAAACCCAAGCCUAACUACAAUAGUGUGGAUCUUUCCGAAGUGGAGUGGGAAGACCAAGCUGAGACUCUGAGAACAGCCAUGAUCAACCGGGAAACAGGCUCUCUCUCCAUGGACGUGAAGGCUCCGCUGGACAAAGGGAAGCGAGUUCUUUUCCUGACCAAUGACUACUUCUUCACAGACAUCAGUGACACACCAUUCAGCUUGGGAGUGGUGCUGUCCCGGGGCCACGGGGAGUACAUGCUCCUGGGGGACACGUCUGUGGAAGAAGGUCUGCACGACCUGCUCCACCCGGACCUGAGUCUGGCCGGCGACUGGAUCUACUGCACCACGGACAUCGACCCGGACCACCGGAAGCUCAGCCAGCUGGAGGCCAUGGUCCGUUUCCUCACCAGGGAGGACCCAGACCUGGAGUGUGACGAGGAGCUGGUGCGAGAGGUGCUGUUCGAUGCGGUGGUGACAGCCCCCAUGGAAGCCUACUGGACUGCGCUGGCCCUCAACGUCUCCAAUGAGACCGAGUGUGCGGUGGACAUGGCCUUCCUGGGCACCCGGGCUGGCCUCCUGAGAAGCAGCUUGUUUGUGGGCUCCGAGAAGCUCUCCGACAGGAAGUUCCUGACGCCUGCAGACGAGGCCAGUGUGUUCACGCUGGACCGUUUCCCGCUGUGGUACCGCCAGGCCUGUGAGCAGCCGGCCGGCAGCUUUGUCUUCAACCUCCGCUUUGCAGAGGGCCCAGAAAGUCCGGAUGAGCCGGUGGUGGUGACGGCGAGCACAGCUGUCGCGGUGACAGUGGACAAGAAGACAGCCAUUGCCGCAGCGGUGGGCGUCCAGAUGAAGCUGGAAUUCCUGCGGCGCAAGUUCUGGGCAGCCACACGGCAGUGUGGCACAGUGGACGGGCAGUGCCCCCAAACCUGUGAGGACAGGGACCUGGACUGCUUCGUCGUCGACAACAACGGGUUCAUCCUGGUCUCCGAGAGGGCCCACGAGACAGGAAGAUUUCUGGGGGAGGUGGAUGGUGCUGUCAUGACCCAGCUGGUUGGCAUGGGGGUGUUCACCCAAGUGACCAUGUAUGACUACCAGGCCAUGUGUAAACCCCCAGGUCACCACCACAGUGCGGCUCAGCCCCUCAUCAGCCCCAUCUCUGCCUUCCUGACCGCGACCAGGUGGCUGCUGCAGGAGCUCCUGCUGCUGCUGCUGGAGUGGAGUGCCUGGGGUCCCCGGCACGGCAGAGGGGCAGAGGCCAAGGCUGUCUUCCAUCACUCACACAAGCACAAGAAACAGGACAUGCUGCAGCCCUGCGACACCGAGUACCCCGUGUUCGUACACCAGCGGGCCAUCCAGGAGACCAACGGGAGGAUCGAGUGCGGGGCCUGCCAAAAGACGUUCGCGCUGCAGCAGAUUCCCAGCAGUAACCUCCUCCUCCUGGUGACCGACCCCACCUGCGACUGCAGCAUCUUCCCGCCAGUCCUGCAGGAGCCCACCGAAGUCAAGUAUAACGCCUCGGUCAAGUGCGACCGGAUGCGCUCCCAGAAGCUGCGCCGGCGGCCGGACUCCUGCCACGCCUUCCACGCAGAGGAGAAUGCCCAGGACUGCGGCGGCGCGUCCGGCACCUCAGCCUCGCUGCCCCUGCUCCUGCUGCCUCUGUGCACCUGGGGGCUGCCGCCCCAGCUUCUGCGGUGACACUCACCAGUCUGACCUCCGUUUUGGCAAGGUGAUCUUUCAAGAGACAUUCUAAAAAGUCAGCACUGUCAUGGGGUCCAGCUCACUACAUUUGGGUUCUCACACAGGCCAGUGCACCUCUGAAUCCUGGGCUAAUGGUCCCUGUCUCUGCAGAUUGCUGGAUGGAACAAGAAACCAGCAUCCCAGAGACACUCCCAAAGAUGCUCCGGGGUGCCUGGUGCCAUCCACUCCCAUCUCUAUGGGCAUCCUCUAUCCUUCCUGUCUCUUCUUCAGAGGCCAGCAUGAGCUCCGCUUGGACCAAGACAAAAGAAUGAAAAAGAACUUAGUUCUACCUGUGUUCUAGACAUGUAGCCCCAGGCAAGAAAGGGUCAUUCCCUUUCUUGCCUGAUGAACCAGAGUGAUCUUCAGGAGAACCCAAGGGCUCUGGAUGCCGAGGAGGAGGAGCAGGAUGGGGCUAAGGCAAGAACAGCCCUGCCUAAGACAUGUCGAUGGAGCCUUCCAGAGUGAGACCUACCCUAGCGAAGGUGGCUCUCUUUCCUAGCUGCUGCCCGGAAAAGACUUGAGUGUGUGGAGGGGGAGGGGGUAAGGGAAUAAAUAGUGUGAGUGUG